CGCCGACGUCAAGCCGAGGCCGCCGCCGCGGGGCCUGGUUAUCGCCGGUUCAGCGCAGCCCGGAGUCGCCCAGGCCUGAACUCCCACCCAGGUCCCCGGCCCCCGCCCCGGGCCCGCGAGGACACCGGAGGCCACCCCCCGGGGGUGGGGAGCGGAGUCGCGGGUCAGCUCUGCGAGCGCCCCGCGCUGGCCUGUCCGGCCCCGCCCCCGCCCCGGGCCAUGGCCCAGCCCUUGUCCCGGCCCCUCGUCCUAUCCCAAUCCCCGCCUUGGCCCCCAGCCCCGCCCUCGCCCCGCUUCCCAAAUCGGCCCCAGCCCCUGCCUGGGUCCCCAUCCAGGACCCCCUUUCAGUCCCUGCCCCUGGCCUGGCCCCCAUCCCGGCCUCGGCCCUCGUUCCACCCCCUGUCACAAAUCCCAGCCCAGGCCCUGUCCCAACCCCAUUCCCAGUGUUUGCUUAAGGCCCUGGCUCAACCCCGUCCCUUGCUGCAGUCCCCAUCACAGCCCCUUCUUCCAUCCCACUCCCUGCCCUUGUUCAAACCCCAGUGUCCAGCCCAGCCCAACCCAUUAUCUCAGCCUUUGCCCUCAUCUCUGUGUUUACCCAAGUCUCUUCCUCUAGUGCCCCCCAUCUCUCAUACUCUGCCCCUCUCCCAGCCUAUACUCAAGUCUGGGUUUCAGCUGCCGCCAGCCCUAUUGCUGCUGUUGCUGUUCUCUGCCCUUGGCCCAGGGGCUGGAGGCCUUUUCCUGACUGAUUACUCCACCUGCUCACCCCGCAAGCUGAGUCCUUUCCGCUCCUUUGCCAGCACCGAGCUCUUCCACUUCCAUGUUCCUGAGGACACAUUCCUGGCUGUUUGGAACCUCAUCAUCUUCAAGGAGCAAGGGGGAACCUUUGGGGACCACUGCCCAGACCAAAGUGUGACUGUGUAUUUCCGGUCCGGGGCACCCCCUGUCAUCAAUCCCCUGCAUACACACUUCCCAGGGGACACAGCUGUGCCUGGGGUUUUCUCACUGACCCUCAGCUGGACACUGCCCAACCGCACCUCAGGCAUCUUUAACGUCAGCAGCCCCUUACCUGGGGACUGGUUCUUGGCUGCCCACCUUCCCCAGGCCCACGGCCACAUCUCUGUCAAGGGUCUCCAGGAUGAGUGUCAGUACCUCCUUCAGCCGCAGCUGAUUGUCCGGCGUUUGCUGGACGUCGCUGUGCUGGUUCCUGGCCGGCCCUCAGAGCAAACCCUCUCCCCACACAAUCGCUCAGCCCUGUACAAGGUCUUUGUGCCCAGCUUCACUUACAGGGUUUCAGCACAGCUGGCGUGUGUGGGGGGCCGUGGGGUAUCUGCCUGCCCCCUGUCACUGCGUCUGCGUCCCAAAGCCCCACCCCUGCACAACUCAAGCUCUGUGGCCUGUGGAGGUGCCUCAGGAUGCCAGCUGGAGCUGGCACUGCCCCCCUGGGGGCACUGGGUCUACGUGCGUGUGGAAACAUCAUCCCGGGGCCCUGGUAGGACCAUCCGCUUCCAGCUGUGUGUGCGGUUGCAAGAGUGCCCACAGCCCAGCCUGCUCCGAGCCCUGGUCCCUGGAGCUGCCAUGAACAUGCCCCAGUCACUGGGCAACCAGCCACUGCCCCCAGAGCCUCCAUCCCUUGGAACCCCUGCGGAGGGGCCUGGGACCACGUCCCCACCUGAGCACUGCUGGCCAGUGCGCCCGACUCUGCGCAACGAGCUGGACACGUUCUCUGUCCACUUCUACAUCUUCUUUGGCCCAAGUGUGGCCCUUCCCCCUGAGCGCCCAGCCGUGUUCGCCAUGAGGCUGUUGCCAGUGCUGGACAGUGGAGGCGUCCUCAGCCUGGAGCUCCAGCUCAAUGCGAGCUCCGUGCACCAGGAAAACGUGACGGUGUUUGGAUGCUUGACUCACGAGGUGCCCUUGAGCCUGGGGGAUGCAGCAGUGACCUGUUCCAAAGAGUCCCUGGCCGGCUUCCUCCUCUCCGUCAGUGCCACCACCAGGGUUGCCAGGCUGCGAAUCCCAUUCCCGCAGACGGGGACCUGGUUCCUGGCCCUCCGCUCCCUGUGCGGGGUGGGGCCUCGGUUCGUGCGGUGCCGCAACGCGACGGCCGAGGUGCGGAUGCGCACCUUCCUGUCCCCAUGCGUGGACGACUGCGGGCCCUACGGCCAGUGCAAGCUGCUGCGCACACACAACUAUCUGUACGCAGCCUGCGAGUGCAAGGCCGGGUGGAGAGGCUGGGGCUGCACCGACAGUGCAGAUGCGCUCACCUAUGGAUUCCAGCUGCUGUCCACACUCCUGCUGUGUCUGAGCAACCUCAUGUUUCUGCCACCUGUGGUCCUGGCCAUUCGGAGUCGAUAUGUGCUGGAAGCUGCAGUCUACACCUUCACCAUGUUCUUCUCCACGUUCUAUCAUGCCUGUGACCAGCCAGGCAUCGUGGUUUUCUGCAUCAUGGACUACGAUGUGCUGCAGUUCUGUGAUUUCCUGGGCUCCUUAAUGUCCGUGUGGGUCACUGUCAUUGCCAUGGCUCGUUUACAGCCCGUGGUCAAGCAGGUGCUGUAUUUGCUGGGAGCUAUGCUGCUGUCCAUGGCUCUGCAGCUUGACCGACAUGGACUCUGGAACCUGCUUGGACCCAGUCUCUUCGCCCUGGGGAUCUUGGCCACAGCCUGGACAGUACGCAGCGUCCGCCGCCGGCACUGCUACCCACCCACGUGGCGCCGCUGGCUUUUCUACUUGUGUCCUGGCAGCCUUAUUGCAGGCAGUGCCGUCCUGCUUUAUGCUUUUGUGGAGACCCGGGACAACUACUUCUACAUUCACAGCAUUUGGCAUAUGCUCAUUGCGGGCAGUGUGGGCUUCCUGCUGCCCCCUCGUGCCAAGACUGACCACCGGGUCCCAUCUGGAGCCCGGGCCCGGGGCUGUGGUUACCAGCUAUGCAUCAACGAGCAGGAGGAGCUGGGCCUCGUGGGCCCAGGAGGGGCCACUGUCAGCAGCAUCUGUGCCAGCUGAGAGGGGCUUUGGGCCUGGCCCUGGGGGGAUAUGAACGCUUCAUAGAGUUCUUUCUGGGGGCGUGGAGCCCUCUUAGAAGGAGACAGGCUGUAUUUCUUGAGGACAUGGAGUCUUUCUCAAGGACACAGAACUCUUCCAGGGACCUGGAGCCCUUCCCAGGACAUGGAGAACUUGCCGAGGGCCUGGAGCCCCUGCAUCGUGGAGUCCUUCUUAAGGACUGGAACCUAUGCAGGCACAGAGCCCUCAGGACCAAGGAGUCCCUCCUGCAGGUGUGGAGCCUUUCCUGGGACGCAGAGCCUUCCCAAGAUAUGGAUUCCUUCCCAGGGAGACAAAGCCCUGUCAGGAGCACAGCAUCAUUCCAGAGGAGGUGGAGUCUAUCUUGGGGAAACCAAAUUUCCAGAUUUUCCCAGAGGCUCAGCAACUGUGGCCUCAGGCUUCCUUCCCAGAAGCAGCGUCUGGGCUGUGCUGUGCUGCAGAGGAGGGAUUGCAGGAUGGAUGGAGCUGGGACUGGGGCUGUCUGGUUGGCUGGUAUCCUCGUUUGAUACAGGUGGAGUCUGUGUGUCUCCAAUGAUUGAUUGGUUCAGAA
Messenger RNA from Symphalangus syndactylus (siamang), 3580 nucleotides. RefSeq names its product transmembrane protein 8B (gene TMEM8B). Gene Ontology annotation, cellular component: membrane. Lineage: Eukaryota; Metazoa; Chordata; Mammalia; Primates; Hylobatidae. The record is from RefSeq and is a predicted model, not a curated record.